Molecule: messenger RNA, 1336 nt
Organism: Cantharellus anzutake
Lineage: Eukaryota; Fungi; Basidiomycota; Agaricomycetes; Cantharellales; Hydnaceae
Product: isoprenoid synthase domain-containing protein
Exons: 8
Coding region: 1-996 (331 amino acids)
Biological process (GO): isoprenoid biosynthetic process
Molecular function (GO): prenyltransferase activity
Source: RefSeq, a predicted model, not a curated record
AUGGCGUCUUCUAGCAAUUAUGAUAGCAUGAUCGAGCGCCUCUCAGAGCCAUUGGCAUGGAGCGCAAGAACAGAAUCGACAUUGCUGGAACCUUUCACGUAUGUCGCAGCCACGGGAGGAAAGCAGGUCCGAUCGCACCUUAUAGACGCUUUCAACCUAUGGCUGAACGUACCAGCACCACGAGUAGAGCUCAUCUCGAAGGUCGUCAGCAUGCUACAUAAUGCAAGUUUACUGAUAGACGACGUUGAGGAUAACUCUCAACUACGACGAGGCUCCCCUGUGGCACACAAGAUUUACGGAGUGCCGCUCACUAUAAACAGUGCAAACUAUGUCUACUUCCUCGCAUUUCAAGAACUCUUCAAGUUGAAGGUUAUCUUGAAGGAAGAUGCGGAUUUACUCCCUUCGAAGCAAAUAGAGUCCAUAGAUCAGAUGGUUACUGAGGAGCUUUUGAACCUGCAUCGUGGUCAGGGACUGGACGUGUUUUGGAGAGACAGCCUCACCUGCCCAACAGAAGAGGAGUACAUCCAGAUGGUGAACGGAAAAACGGGAGGGCUUCUGCGUAUCGGCAUCAAACUCUUGAUGUUAUCGAGCAAGUCGGAAGUGGACUACGUGCCUUUGGUGAAUCUGAUUGGCAUCUACUUUCAAAUUCGAGACGAUUACAUGAAUUUACAAUCUACUGAAUACUCCGAUAACAAGGGCUACUGCGAGGACUUGACGGAGGGCAAGUUUUCGUUCCCAGUCGUGCAUUCGAUCCGAGCAGACGAAUCGAACCGGCAAGUCCUCAACGUCCUUCAGAAACGUCCCACAACGCCAACGAUCAAGAGGCAUAUCGUGGGUUACAUGGACACAGCGACGCAAUCGUUCGCAUAUACACGUUCCGUUCUGGCUACUCUCGAGAAGCAGGCAUAUGCCGAGGUUGAGAGGCUGGGAGGAAACAAGAAGUUGGAGAAGAUAUUGGAACGAUUGCAUGUGAACGAGGAAACGAAGGCUGAAUGAGUACUAGAUUUACUUCCAGGAUAUAUAGAGGAACCUGAUUUCGAAUGUUACAAACUGUCCCAUUGUCGUUUCCACCUCCAACAAUUUAACAAGGUCGUGAAAUGCGUUGCACGCCGAAGAAGGACGUGAGGGUAUGAUUAAUCUUGGCUCGGACAGCAGCGACCGACCAGGGCCGAAGGUUGGCUCGCAAAUGAAUAUCGCAGGUAGAACCUCCAUCGAAGAUGGCGGGCGCUGUUCUGCAGUCGUUGUCAAACAUGCUGCUCGUGUGGUACGCAUCAUGGCACCGAUUUCCCUCCGGAGAGGCAUCCCUUCCAGUAAAAUCAACCACAUAAGAUGAUGG